AUUUGAAUCGCUUUUCAAAACAUUUAAUUCAUAUUAUUGUGGAUUAAGUUGUGAUUGAUUUGUGAUUCAGUUGUGAAUACAAUACAAGUGAUAGCCUUAUAGUGUUUGAGUUGUAUUGAUUGAGCCGUCGAUUGGAUUCAUUGUUGGACUCACUUAUAGACUAUUGAAUGGAGAGAAGACUUGAUUGCAUUCCUGGUGAUUGUCUGGCAAAGAGUGAUGAGUGGACUACUGGUCUGAAGGGCACGUAUUCACGCAAUGGUUAUAUCUAUGCAUCGAUCGCUGGAACCGUUAAGAUUGUGCACAACGAUGACAACACUAAGACACUGGAAGUGCUGAGAGUGGACCGCAACAGACAUUUAGUGCCACAAAUGGACUCAAUAGUGACGUGUCGGGUGCUGUCAAUGACAGCAAGUGUGGUAUGUAUUGCCUAA
Molecule: messenger RNA, 431 nt
Organism: Medioppia subpectinata
Lineage: Eukaryota; Metazoa; Arthropoda; Arachnida; Sarcoptiformes; Oppiidae
Source: the annotation of a GenBank genome assembly